Messenger RNA from Mytilus trossulus (common blue mussel), 1653 nucleotides. Its product is annotated as protein lin-32-like. Gene Ontology annotation, molecular function: protein dimerization activity; DNA-binding transcription factor activity, RNA polymerase II-specific; RNA polymerase II transcription regulatory region sequence-specific DNA binding. The transcript has a single exon. The record is from RefSeq and is a predicted model, not a curated record. Gene Ontology annotation, biological process: developmental process; regulation of transcription by RNA polymerase II. NCBI's taxonomy places the organism in Eukaryota, Metazoa, Mollusca, Bivalvia, Mytilida, Mytilidae. Bases 235 to 930 code for a protein of 231 amino acids.
CCGUUCGUUUAUUUCCGAUCUAACGGAACACUUUGAUCGAAAGUCAAACGUCAAUAUUUUACAACCUGUUGCAUCUAAAAUACACGUAAGCAACAUCAGCAGCCAUAUUUAUGUAUCAUAUGAUGACAAAUAUGGAAGUUGUUAUGGAAAGUUUCUGAAUAUUGUGACAGCUUAAAGAAUUUUGAACUUUUAAUAUCAAUAUUUGUUUCAAAGUUUCGCGACUUUACUACAACCAUGAUGGCAGCACACGAAACAUGUGAAACUAUUGGACAGAUAUACGACACUUCUGCAAUGACUUAUGUUUCACCACAAUCUACGUCUCCCCCUGUUAUUGGGGGAAUUAUUUACCCCGAGUACGCAACUUCCGAAUGGCAUCAAGUUGAUCCGAAUCGUCAGUCUGAGGUAGUGCAAUAUCAGCCAUAUAUGGGAUAUCAUCCCAGUAGUGCUAUAAAUCAACCAGAACUUAUUACGAAUGGAACUUAUUGGCAAGGAGAAUUUAAUGGACAUGCAACGUUACCUAACUACACUUAUCAUUCAAACGAAAGACUUCAUUCGCCUUCAGAUUACAGUAAUGACAGCAAUCAAGGAAGUCCAACUGGAAAAAGUGGAAAAGCUAAAAGGCGACGUGUUCAGACACAUUCACAAAGAAAAGCAGCAAACAUUAGAGAAAGACGCCGAAUGUUCCAUCUUAACGAAGCAUUUGAUGAGCUCCGAAAACGUUUACCGGCAUUCAAUUAUGAGAAAAGGCUUUCCCGGAUUGAGACACUGCGUCUUGCAAUGACAUAUAUAUCUUUUAUGAAAGACAUUUCUGAUGGUAACGACCCGGAUGACGUUAAACUUUUGAAAUAUCAAACCGCAAUGGAUGAAACAUUAUUUAGGAGUAUGCAAGAACAAAUUAAUGAUACAGACGAAAGCCAUUCACCGUUGUAAUUGUGCACGUGCAUUCCAUGGCAUCUAGUGACGUUCCGGGUGAACUUUUGUGCGUAAUAUUAUAUAUUGAUGAAAAAUAUUUGACCGGGUAACUUUUAUUUAUAUUUAUUAUGACUAGUCAAUCCAUUUCAUGUGUUCAUUAUUUUAUUUAUGAGAAAGCAUUUAAGGAAUAUUUCCUUCUUUUCAUACUGACAGUAGGGGCAUAUAAUGGUUUCAGAUUUACGUUUGUAAACAUGGUAAAAGCGGUUUUAAAAUUUUGGCUUUUGAUUUUACUUGCAUGUCUUUAAAACCACAACAUCGCAUAGUCCUCUUGAUUAGAAUUUUUUAUGUAUAAUAUAUAAUUCAAAGAGCAGACAUUUAUUUUAAAACAUCUUUAUGUAUAUAGCUUUGUUGCCUUAACAACUCGUUUGACCGUCAAUCCAUUAUAUUUUGUAUAAUUGCAAUUAUCACAUGGCAGUUACUCCAACCUGUUAAAUAUGCCUAAAAUACCUUAAUUCGUAUUUUUUGUCAUAAUCUACACACAGCAAGUAACCUUUAUCCAUUUCAUAAAUGAAUACCGCUUACUGAUAUAACGGAAGUCCUCUUGAUUUAUUGAUGUAUUUUUUCUAUUGAAAUUUAAUAUAAUAACUGCAUAAUAAUACAACGUUAUUUGUAUUACUAUUAUAUUUGUUCUAUGUAUUAAAAUGUGUUCAUAUUUACAGUUUAUUAAAAUGUUGCAUUUUU